UCAAUCGAUUUAGAUUUGUUUGAUUGGUUCUAAGUUUUAAUUUUAUGGUGAUUUAUAUAGUCCUGUGAUAUAAAUUUCCUUAAACUAAUUUCUAUAGAAUACGGUGUUGAUACGUAUUUUAAAGUGUAACUUUUCAGUACGUAAAUAUGUCUGAAAAACCAGUUGUAGCUAGUGGAAAUCAGCCUAUCGUGAAGAUAGGUCACUAUACUUUAGGCGCCACUCUUGGAGUAGGAACGUUUGGUAAAGUAAAAAUAGGUGAACAUCAGCUUACCAAACACAAAGUCGCUGUAAAAAUUUUAAACAGACAGAAAAUAAAAUCACUAGAUGUUGUUGGCAAGAUAAGACGUGAAAUUCAAAAUUUGAAACUGUUUCGUCAUCCCCACAUCAUUAAAUUAUAUCAGGUAAUAUCAACACCAACAGACAUCUUUAUGAUAAUGGAAUAUGUGUCUGGUGGUGAGCUCUUUGACUAUAUUGUCAAACGUGGUAAACUACAAGAGCAUGAAGCCAGAAGAUUCUUCCAGCAGAUCAUAUCUGGUGUUGACUAUUGUCAUCGUCACAUGAUCGUACAUAGAGAUCUUAAGCCAGAGAAUCUCCUAUUAGACCAUAAUAUGCAUGUGAAAAUUGCGGAUUUCGGUCUAUCUAAUAUGAUGUUGGAUGGUGAAUUCUUACGCACAUCUUGUGGUUCACCAAACUAUGCUGCACCAGAGGUUAUCUCAGGAAAAUUAUAUGCAGGCCCAGAAGUAGAUGUGUGGUCUUGCGGGGUCAUCCUCUACGCUUUACUAUGUGGUACACUACCAUUUGAUGAUGAACACGUACCUACAUUGUUCCGGAAGAUCAAAUCUGGAAUAUUCCCAAUUCCAGACUAUUUAAACAAGAGUGUUGUGAGUCUUUUAUGCAUGAUGUUACAAGUUGAUCCAAUGAAGCGAGCGACAAUCGAGGAUGUUAAGAAAUACGAUUGGUUCCAAAAGGAUUUACCGGAUUAUUUGUUUCCAUCACCUGUGGAGCAGGAGAGUGGGUUUGUGGAUGUAGAAGCGAUCGCAGAAGUGUGCGAGAAGUUUGGUGUAAAAGAACAGGAAGUGCACACUGCGCUGCUCAGUGGUAACCAACACGAUCAGCUCGCAAUCGCCUACCAUCUGAUCAUAGACAAUAAGAGGAUUGCUGAUGAGGCGGCUAAAGCUGAAAUCAAAGACUUCUAUAUUGCCGGUCAUUCACCGCCCAACACAGCGGAGCCAACACGACCUCAUCCCGAGCGCAUCGCGCCCAUGCGUAGUAAGGAGUCACCGAGUGCUUUACCUGCACAGGACAAACAGAGAGGCACACCUGUUAAAAGAGCGAAAUGGCAUCUCGGUAUAAGAUCUCAGAGCAAACCAAAUGACAUAAUGUUGGAAGUGUUCAGAGCUAUGAAAGCGCUGGACUAUGAGUGGAAAGUCAUCAACCCAUACCAUGUUAGGGUACGGACAUUAAACAAAAAGACGGAUAAAUUCGUUAAAAUGUCAUUACAACUGUACCAAGUUGAUUACAAAUCGUACUUACUCGAUUUCAAGUCGCUCUCCAGCGAGAAGGAGGAGUAUGAUGAGGACUCUGCGUCCACAUCAGUGGCUUCCACACCCCCCAACCCUAUGACCAUCCCAACAGCACCUCAAGGUCAUCAUACUAUGGAGUUCUUUGAAAUGUGUGCAGCCCUUAUAAUACAACUUGCACGAUAAUAAAAAAAAUUAUAUCUAAUCCAUACCAGAAA
This is a messenger RNA of Papilio machaon (common yellow swallowtail), 1738 nucleotides long. It is a transcript of the gene AMPKalpha, whose product is annotated as 5'-AMP-activated protein kinase catalytic subunit alpha-2. NCBI's taxonomy places the organism in Eukaryota, Metazoa, Arthropoda, Insecta, Lepidoptera, Papilionidae. The record is from RefSeq and is a predicted model, not a curated record. The coding region runs from base 147 to 1706 and encodes 519 amino acids. Gene Ontology annotation, cellular component: cytoplasm. The transcript is spliced from 7 exons. Gene Ontology annotation, biological process: protein phosphorylation; intracellular signal transduction. Gene Ontology annotation, molecular function: ATP binding; protein serine/threonine kinase activity.